CGCCCUGGUUGCCAGCACUUCCAGCCGCUCCGCUUCCAGAGCCGCCCCGAGGGCCCAGGUCCGGGGCCACGAUGCCCGCCCUGCACAUCGAAGAUCUGCCAGAAAAGGAAAAGCUGAAGAUGGAAGUUGAGCAACUUCGCAAAGAAGUGAAGUUGCAGAGACAGCAGGUGUCUAAAUGUUCCGAAGAAAUAAAAAACUACAUUGAAGAACGUUCUGGGGAGGAUCCUCUGGUGAAAGGAAUUCCAGAAGACAAGAACCCCUUUAAAGAGAAAGGCAGCUGCAUUAUUUCCUAAAUAGCCCCGGGGAGCAGCUCUGUCCUCCGUGGAAGAACUAGCUUGUUUUAGUUUUCCGAAAUAAAACCGAUGUGCCUCUUAAAGGAGGCAAAACGAAAUUGAAAGCGGACUUGCUCGAGCACUUACCUAGACACGGUUUUGUAUAUCUCGUCUUGGCUCGCUACUUGCCCUCCUGAAGAGGACAGAGAGUGUCACCUGGACAGUGAUGGAGAUUAGGACGUUACCUGUGCAUGGCUCACCUCUUUCAGUAUAUUGCUUGAUGCCUCAAAUAAAGUGCUAUCUCUGGAAAAUGA
This is a messenger RNA of Miniopterus natalensis, 586 nucleotides long. It is a transcript of the gene GNG11, whose product is annotated as G protein subunit gamma 11. Gene Ontology annotation, molecular function: G-protein beta-subunit binding. Gene Ontology annotation, biological process: G protein-coupled receptor signaling pathway. Gene Ontology annotation, cellular component: heterotrimeric G-protein complex. Lineage: Eukaryota; Metazoa; Chordata; Mammalia; Chiroptera; Miniopteridae. The record is from RefSeq and is a predicted model, not a curated record.